AUUCCCAUGUCCCGGUCCCCAUUUGAUUACCCAUCUCGAAGUCAAUCUCCUGAUAGGAAUGUGUAUUUGCAUCAGGAUGCAAUUGUGUUACCAGAAAAGAGAGAACAAAGAUUGCGAUCAAGCUCAGACUUAAAUUCUAGAGAACUAUGGCAGGAAGAAAAGCCCCUUACUGAGACAUCAAAAAAUUCUAUGAGCAGCUUCACCUCCUCUGUAGAAACACGGUUUUGUAACUCUAGUAAAUCUUUAGACUACUUUCUCGAAGACUCAUUACCCAAACUACCUGUCAGCAUACUAUCUAGUUCUGAAAGCGAACGUGAUUUCGGUAUUUCUGAUUGCAAUGUUACAUCUGAAAGCAAUGGCCAAGAACAAAUCCAGAUUGCCGCAAAUAAUGCUGGAGCAAAUGAUUUCGAAAACACUGUAAUAAUUGGUGAUGUUCAUCAUCUAAUGCAGACUUUACUCACGAAAGUAGAUGUUCUGGCAGAAUCCCACCAAAUUAGUGAGAAUUUAGAAGUAUACUUGGAUCAAAAAUUUCCAAAAAUUGAUGAAGCUAGCCAUGCCUCACAUCAUUUAUCAAACGAAGUUAUUCCACUAUUGACUGACUUCAAUAACACUCACAAUCAACAGCUAGGUAGUAAACUUCAUGAAAAAUGUUCAUCACAGCUUAAUAAAGCUCCACCCUACACAACGCAAAUAGGGGAAACUGACGAUGAAAAAAAACAAAACUGUGAUGUAGUUUGCUGUGAAUUAAACUCAGAUAAUUAUUCAAGCGAUAAAAAUGUUGAAAUUAAAUACUCAUGGCAAAUUAUUCCACAAACAAAAGAUGACGAACUUGAAUUCAGGCAACUUGAAAAUAGUAGCUUGUAUUCUAAGACAACUUCUUUGGAAGAUCUGUGUGCGAAUGAACCUGAAUACAGAUAUUCCUGGCAAAAACUAACUGCUAAAUAUCUGGAAGAGAACCAAACAGGGAAUAGUUUAGCUGGCCCAGAUCAGUCAAUGCGAAAUAUAAAAGAUGGGACUGAAUACACUAAUAAUACUGAACAUUUAAACAAUUAUGUUACUACCCCUUCAAUUGUAAAUGAUACCACAAGAAGAAACAGUACAAUAACUGAACACAAUGAAAGAAGUUUAGGGAAUUCGCCUCUGAAUAACAUCAUUGCAUCUAUGUUACCUGAUAUCAAACGCUCCAAUUUUAACACUUCUAAUAUUACGAGUAAUUGCGAUGAUAAAUCUCUCAAAUUUCGCAAAGAAUAUGAUUCAAAAAAAUCUUUGACCUAUUCCUCAGUUUCCAGUAUUAAACAUGUUAUAGCCAAUCUUAACGAAAUGGUCACAGCACAAAAAAAUAUGCUUGAUGCUCAUGUUGAAAAUCAUGUAAGAAAUUCAAAUAUCACGCACCCUUACAUAACACCUACUGUGAGAGAGUUUGCGACUGUUCCUACUGUAGUUGAAAAAGUAGAAAUAUUUCCAUCAACUCUGCAUGUUUUAGGAAACUACAUAAUCAGAGAUAUUCGUCCAGAAGAUGUUAACAAAACGAUUAAUUUGCUGAAUGCAAAUAACAAAGAAAUUGUAGAAAGUUGUGGGCAUAAUAAUCAUUCUGAAAUCGUUAUGAAAGAAAAAACACAUCCUACCAGAACUGCAAUGGCCCUUUCAGAUGUUGAAUUCACAAAAACCUAUGAUACUUUGCCCUAUUCCCCUAAAAAUUCGAAUGAUACUGAUUCUUCAUGCAUGUUAAAUUACCCUAUUAUUUCUGAAAGCAGCUAUUAUUCUACAAGCUUGACACCUAAUGAUUUUUCUACAACUAAUGUGAUGAGAAGCCCAGAAAUGGAUCAAGCCAUUUCUCGUGCUUUCAAACAGAAUGGAAGUAGUUUACUUUCACCAGUUCUAGGAUACGAUACGCUAAGAGAGAUAGAUUGGGAAUCUGCUAUUGAAGACAUGGAACAAAUAAAAGGGUUGUCUGAGGAAUCGAAACAUAAAAUUGUGGAGGACACUAAUGAUGGAACAGAGUAUAUAUCUCAUAUACAAAGUACAGAAAUAUUGAAACAUAGGAUGCAGAUUAGUUCAGUAGAGCCCAAUGAGACUGAAGAUAAUAGGGUUUCCAGAGAAAAUGAGCUGAGACGCAGAUUAAGCACUGCAAUACAUAGAUUAGAACAAUGUGAAGAGCAUGUUGAUGCUGAUUGGAAUCUUGAUUAUUCUAUACUUGAUAUUGGAGAAAGUAUUUCUGAAAAAGAUGCUCAACUCCCAGGAGAAGUUGAAGUACAUGUCAAAGAUAUAGUUAAAUCUGCCAAGGAAUAUCUUGGCAAAUUAGAAGAGCAGUUGAAAGAUCUUGAGGAUGCAAAAGAUCAGAUUAUAAACACCAGUGAACAGACGUUAAAAAAUAUAGAUUCUGCAUAUCUACGUUUGAUGGAUACUUUAAACAGCGAGAUUAACAAGAGACGAGAUUUAGUCAGACUAGAAACCGAAGUUUUUAAAUACGAAGGUUUGAGUCCUUUAGGAGCAUGCAAGCAAGAAGUAGAUGCUCAAAUUCGUAGCACACAGCAUCUCAUUGUAUUAACCGAAACCAUGCUCAGGCAUCCAGUUACAUUCAACAACGAGAGAUUUGGAAAAAUUAUCACUGCUACUAGUCAUAUGGGAAGAAUACCAGCAGUUCCAAUGCCAGAGGAGUUACCAUACGUGACUUUCAGCCCUCCAAACGAAGAUGUGAAAAGAGAAAUCGUUGAUCGCAUAUCCCAUUUGGGUUGCGUACUGCGGAUGGGACCAGCUCAAUUUACAGAAGUUUGUGAACGUCCAGGAUCCUUACGAAUAAAGUGGCACCUUUCAGAUCCCGAGUAUGCGUGUGAGGAGCAAACUUUUAUCGUACAAAAGGCCCUUGGUGAAAUAAGUGACCCCACUUCUCCUGUCUUUGAGACAGUGUAUAUUGGUCCCGAAACAUCAUGCUUUGUCAGGGAUUUGUCCGUGGAUCAAUCUGUAACCCUCAGAGUUGGAAUUCAGGUUUCUGACACUGCCUGGAGUGUUCAUCGUAUAGCAAAGACUACUAUACCGCCCUACAGCUGGGAUACAGAGAAUGCUGAUUAUUUAAUCACAAAUAAUGGAAGAAUUGCGACUAAAGUCACAAAGAACAUGAGCACUCUGUUAUCCCAGAGUCCUCAAUUCAGUGCUGAUCAUAUUAUCGAGUUUAAGUUUCUGGAAGCAGUACCUGGAAGUAAUGAUGAAGGCAUUGGAUUGGUAUUCGAGCCUGUGGGUAUUACUGAAAGUCUGAAAAGAAAAGGAUCAAUUCUUAUUACACCCAAUGGAAAUAUAUUUGUGGAUGGUGAACAGAAGCUGAUGCAGCUUCCCAAAAUACAACUCGGAACGAGAAUAGUAUUUACUAGCGAGCAGAAGGAUAGAGACACAUUUAGGAUGACAAUAGAAUGUGCUAACAAGGCAGUCACUUAUGACUGGGUGGUGGCAAUGCCUCUUCAUUUUGCAGCUAGAUUUUCGGAGCUUAAUAAAUGGAACUUUAUGGUGAAGUAGAACAUUGAAGAAUGCAUUUAUUUACAAAAUAAGUAUUUUCGCGUACAGCCGUUACAACGAAUGAAUCAAUUUAAUAAAAUCAGUGCCUUAA
Molecule: messenger RNA, 3598 nt
Organism: Athalia rosae (coleseed sawfly)
Lineage: Eukaryota; Metazoa; Arthropoda; Insecta; Hymenoptera; Athaliidae
Exons: 5
Coding region: 7-3507 (1166 amino acids)
Source: RefSeq, a predicted model, not a curated record